AUGUCUGACUGUGGACAUACUACCCAGGAGAUUUCAACCACGCCCAACGUGGCAUUUCCCUCGACCGACCGGAGGGGAUUCCUUGACUACAGCAACGUCCCCCAGCCAUGGAAGCGCGCGGGAGUUACUUUCCUCCGUGACGUUGAGAAGCCUGACGCCUACGACCCGUAUGCUGAGGACAGCAUCGACACCAAGGAAAUCAAGCUCCUUUACUCCCCGGGGGCAUAUGAUGACGGAACCGGCGGUCUCGGUGGCCAUUAG
Molecule: messenger RNA, 261 nt
Organism: Sordaria macrospora k-hell
Lineage: Eukaryota; Fungi; Ascomycota; Sordariomycetes; Sordariales; Sordariaceae
Source: RefSeq, a predicted model, not a curated record